CCUGUUACAGUCCGCUGACUCACAGGUAUUGGUCGAAAACGGUGAUGAAAUUGGUGACAGCCAAUCAGAAGACUGCAGCAAGAGUGGGAAUGUAACACGCUCCGUAAUCUACGUAAAAUAUGAUGCGGCUUUCCCCACCACUCCGUUCGAUGCUAAGGAGGUUCGUCGUUACUAGUGUUGGCGUUGAUGGAUUAAAUUAUGGCAAAUCUGGCCACAUUGGCGGCCACGGCCACACUGUCUGGGAUCAGUGAUUAAAGGUGAUUAAAUUCUGUCCAUGUAUCGUGUAAUGGAAAUAGUGUACGGUGAUUUUCUAACUUACAAAAUAAAAAAAGGAGAGAUAUUUUGAGCUUCUGCGAUAUGAAAGACCUCGAAUUAUGUGUAUGGAAGGGUGAUUGGGGUCUACCAUCAGUUGAUACGGAUUGUUUACAAGUUUUGGUUUAUGCCAAAUUUAAUGGUGUAUCUUUAAAAAUAAAUACUUCUGGUAAUUUAUUUAAUGCACCCAACGGUCGAUUACCCGUUUUACGAUGUAGUAGUGGCACAUUAGAUUCAGUUGAAGAAAUAAUAAAUUAUUUAAGAGAACAAAAUUUUAAUACAGAACAUGUAUUAUCUCCAAAAGAAUGUGCAACAGUUAUGGCUUAUAAUUCACUGUUAAAAGAAAAAUUGUUUCCCGCCAUACAAUUUAUUUGGUGGAUAGAUAAAAAGAAUGUAGAUGAAUUGAUAAGACCAUGGUACUGUAAAGCAUUGCCAUUCCCAUUAAAUUUCUAUUAUCCAAGAAAAUUCGAAAAACAGACCCAAGCACUGUUUGAAACUUUAUAUCCUACAGAAGAUAAUAUGGUUGUUAUAGAAAAUAAGGUAUAUUCGGAAGCGCAAAAAUGUUUGACGCUGUUAUCUACAAGACUGGGAGAUUUAGAUUACUUCUUUGGUACAAAACCUAGUCUGCUGGAUGCCAUUAUAUAUUCUUAUCUGGUACUACUGCUCAAAGUUCCUUUACCGAAUCCAGCGUUACAAAAUCAUUUAAAGGCUUGCACAAAUUUAGUGAAAUAUAUAUCUCGUAUAUCGCAAAAGUAUUUUGAAAGUAAUUAUCAAGAGUAUACGCAACGUAAGACCGAGGAGAACGCACAAAAAAAGACGAACGAUUCGGAGAAUGAAUUUCCUAAUAAAAGAAGAAAUCAACUUUUUGCUGGAAUUUUUGCUACACUGGCAAUGGCAGGAUACGCGUUUUCAACUGGAAUAGUCGAGGAUGUAUUAUCUACAGGGUUGCACGCUUAAUAUAAUGUCAUCCAACCGAGGUGCGUCGAUUCUGAACCUGGGAUCCGUAUGGAAUUCGCGUUCCGUUUGAAGUUACAUAAUCAAACACGAAUUCAUUCAAAUCGUGUAACAUUAAAAUUAAUAUAGUAAUGAUUCGAGAGAGAAAUAAUUUAUUUGAAGUGCAUUUUCAAAAUUGUGUACCAUAUUUAGUGCUGUAUGUUCGAAAAAAAUAAAUAUUUCAAUUAUUCUUGAUUGUUUUGUUACAUCCGACCUCUUUAACCCUUUGCCAUACAAUUACGAGUCUGACUCAUCGUACGUUUUUUAUGUAAGGUUUCACAGUGAUGCGGUUAUACUCGUUAUAAAACAAAUCUAUCCUUGUAUGUACGAACAGAUUCAAACAAAAUUGAACAGUAUACGUUUGAAAAAUUACUUGCAAUUAAAUCGUACGGCAAGGGAUUAAGGUGCGUUUACAUUAAAUAAACAACUUCGAACGAAUCAUUUUGGCACUCGUAAGGAGAAGUCGCACCUGUG
This is a messenger RNA of Colletes gigas, 1779 nucleotides long. RefSeq names its product metaxin-1. The transcript is spliced from 5 exons. NCBI's taxonomy places the organism in Eukaryota, Metazoa, Arthropoda, Insecta, Hymenoptera, Colletidae. The record is from RefSeq and is a predicted model, not a curated record. The coding region runs from base 358 to 1269 and encodes 303 amino acids. Gene Ontology annotation, cellular component: SAM complex. Gene Ontology annotation, biological process: mitochondrion organization.